Messenger RNA from Pocillopora verrucosa, 921 nucleotides. Its product is annotated as histamine H2 receptor-like. Gene Ontology annotation, molecular function: G protein-coupled receptor activity. Gene Ontology annotation, cellular component: membrane. Lineage: Eukaryota; Metazoa; Cnidaria; Anthozoa; Scleractinia; Pocilloporidae. The record is from RefSeq and is a predicted model, not a curated record. Gene Ontology annotation, biological process: G protein-coupled receptor signaling pathway.
AUGGAAACUUGGUUUUCGAUUCUUGGCUGGUCUCUGUCCAUUCUGACCAUAACUGGAAAUGGAUUUAUCAUCUGCCUCGUUGGAAGAAGACGGCGGCUUCGCACCAGAACCAACGCAUUCAUAGUUUCUCUUGCAGUGGCGGACUUCUGUGUUGGGCUUAUUGAUUUUCCCUCGCUUUACGUCUGCGAAGAGAUAGUUGGAUGUGACCCAAAGGCCUUCUUUGCAAGCGGGGUGGAUUAUCUAAGAUGGUUCUUUGGGUACGCUUCGGUUACAAACUUGUGCAGUUUAGUCCUAGAGCGCUACGUUGCCGUUGUGAAGCCGUUAAGGUACUGGACUUUUAUGACGCGCAAACGCGUUCUCCAGAUGUUUGUUACCUCUUGGACCAUUCCAGUUGUUUUGGUCUUGGUUUUUUUACUGAACGGGCUUGUUUUUAGAGAGACUCUGCUGUUGAAAGUGCUGUCAUUGAUUCUUAUGUUAUUUUUAGAGUUCUUACCGUGUUGCAGUCUAAUUUUUUGCUUUGCAUCAAUGUAUUAUGUUGUUUAUAAACACGAAAGAGCCGCCCGCAUCUUGGCAAAACAACUCCGCUUUAACCAAAGAUUUUGUUUUAAAAUCCAAGAGAAGUCUGCUGUGAAAAUAAUGGCCAGUGUUAUUGGCUUGUUUCUUGUAACUUACUCGUUCGCUUUGCGGUGUAGCUUUAUUUACAUUUUGAAUGACGACAAAAAGCCGUGUGAUGAUCAAGAAUAUAAAAUACCCCUUCUUGUAUUAAACUCCGUCGUCAACCCCUUCGCUUAUGCUGUCUUCAAGAGAGACAUAAACAUGGAGAUGAAACGAUAUAUCUGCUGUGUCAUGUGUAAAAAAAGAAACCGCACUGAGCCAAUUGAUGAAAACAACUCUUUCAUCCUACGCAGCUGCAACGCUUAA